Hydatigera taeniaeformis is the source of this 849-nucleotide messenger RNA. NCBI's taxonomy places the organism in Eukaryota, Metazoa, Platyhelminthes, Cestoda, Cyclophyllidea, Taeniidae. The record is from the annotation of a GenBank genome assembly.
AUGAGUUCGACGCAAAUAACGGACCAGGGGGAACAAAGCGCCACCAAGACUACGGAAGCCCAGCCAUCAACUGCUUCGUAUACUGCAUUUGAAUGCCUUGGUGCUCCUUCUGGGCUCACGUUGACUCGUCAGGAAAUAAAUCGCCUUAUCCUUGAAUAUCUUGUGGUAGAGGGUUACAAAGAUGCUGCGGAAAAGUUUAGCAAGGAGAUCGGUAUUUCUCAACCCUUGUCGGAGAUCCACUCUACUGGUGCAAGCCUUGCCGAGAGAAUGGAAAUUCGUGAGGCUGUCCUCAGCCGACGCAUCGAGGAAACUAUUGACAAAGUCAACCAACUUUGGCCAGAAUUGUUUGAAAAGAACCCCUACAUUUACUUUCAGCUGCGGCAGCUUCAAAUGCUAGAAUUGAUUCGUGGCCACCGGUUGGAAGAGGCGUUAACAUUCGCGCAGUCCCACCUAGCCGGUCCACUAAGUCAUCGUCUUUCAGAAUACCCUCAACUGUUGCACGAGAUGGAAAACACGAUGGCCCUUUUGGCCUUUGAGGAGCCGGGAGACAGUAUCUACGGUUCAUUAUUGGGUGCACGUCACGCCGAGUUGAUAGCUGGGGCAUUGAACCGCGCCAUCCUCUGGCAUAUCGAGAAUAGCGCUGGCGAGACUGACUCCACUCUCCUCGAGGCUACCAGUGGUGCGGCUCAUGGAGGUGGCGGUGGUAGCGGCGGACUGACAGGUCUACCCAAGGCUGCAGGUUCCGCCUCUUCGGCCACCGUGCCUCGUCUAACUAAACUGAUGGCCUUACUGCUUCAUUUUCGCGACAUCACUGAGCUGAAUCUCCCCUCCGAACUCGCCUCUUUGUAA